UGGCCAAAACAAUAGUAAGUAGAGAAACUCGUAGACGUUCCUCCUCGCAAUUGUUUUUGCGCUGUUGUUAUUUGUUUAUCUUUCCGUUUCUUUCAAUCCCGACACGUUUCGACGAACCGUGUCUCGGUUUCGUUGACGAAGACGUCAAAGCUUCCGUCGCACACACGUUUUCCAUUGUUUUUCUGGGCUUUCAGUGCGCAGUGAAUAAAGUGAUGUUAUCGUCGUUAUCGUGGGCUUUAUCAGUCGCGAGCCCGUGCCUAACUCAAUGAAUGCGACUCAUCAUCGUAUCGCGAUAAUCAACAAAUGGAUAACGAGAAGAAAACGGCCGAUCGCGAAUAUUUCGGGCUGCUCCACAUGGGCGACGAUCUACUGAUUACGGGUGACGAGAUCUAAGAGCGCGGAGCGGACCGGGGGCUUGUCGUGUAGAGCAGACGAUGUCCUCAACGAUGGCGCAUGAAACGACGAUAUCGGACUUGACGGAAUUGGACAGCGACGGGUCGAGUUGCGGGGAGCGCGGCGACGCCAGGAAACGUCUCCGCGUCGACGUCGACUCGACGGGGCCGAAGAAGAGGCGGAAACAAACGACGCCCGUAAGAUUCUCCUCGACGCAGACGGCCGGCCUGCACGAGGAGUCGAACGAGGACGAAGAGGAGGACGAGGACAGCGAAGGUAAGCUGUCGACGCAGUCACCCGUACCGAGCCGGUCGUCGACGCGCGGCGACGAGAACCUGAAUAACGAGUUCCGUUGCCAGUAUUGUAGUCAGUUUUUGGACAGCGAGGCUGCGUUGCACGCGCACAUUGACAACGAGCACGGUGCCGCGGUUCGGCUAGCCGGUCCCAAUCGAACCGGCUCGCCGAGCAACGUGGUCAAGGCGGAACCGCCGCAGCAACCGGACCAAUCCGAGAACCCCGUGAACCUGCUCAGCGUAAAGAGCUUUGCGACCAAUUGGCUAGGCGCGACAGGGCAACACGUGCAAUCGCAGAUGCAGGCGCAGAACGAGGAGCUAUGGCCGAGUCCCGUGAACCAGCUCUCCGCGUUACCGAAUCACUUGCAAGCCCUUCAAGCGGGGUUCCCCGGCGCGUUGACGCAGUAUCUACCUUUGCCCGCGUUCCCGCUAACCGAUUCCAGUCACAUCGUCCGCCCGCCGAUGGGCCAAGCGCCGAUGAGGAUCUUCAAUCCGGACGCGUACUGCGACCUGUGCAAUAAAGAGUUCUGCAACAAGUAUUUCCUCAAGACGCACAAGGCCAACAAGCACGGGAUCUACGUCGACUCGCCCGGACCCAGCACGGCGGACAACAACCUCGCUGGAAGCCUCUAUCCAGCAAGCUUUCCGAACAGCAUGGUCAAGCUGGAGCCGCCCGUGACACCGCCCACGCCCAGCGUGGCCUGCGAUCUCUGCCAGAAACGUUUCAAGAACGAGGACUCGGUGCGCAAGCACAAGCAGAAGAUGCACAUCGAGCAGCAACCGGACCAGUCGCAAGAGGCGCAGAUCGCGUUCUCGCAGAACGAAGAAGACAGAGAGACCCCGAGGAACAGUCCUGGCGGCAUGGAGACCCUUUUCAAACAGGAGUACGGAAUGGAGCAGGAAGACGCGACGUUCGUGCCGGCGCCCAGACACCUAUCGCCUCAAUCGAUUCAGCAGGCAAGGGACGCCGGAUUUAACGCCGAUCGGCUGCGUCGUUUAGGGGUCAUAAAUCCGGAAGCGUUUUGCGAGAUAUGCUGUAAAGAGUACUGCAAUAAGUAUUUCCUGCGCACGCAUAAAAUGAAGAGGCACGGCAUCGUCGUUCAGGAGAACGAGAAGUCCCCGAGCAACCCGGGGUCCGCGGCUACCUGGCAUCAAGUACAGACCAGCCCUUUGAACCUGAUCGUGGCGGAGAGCGCGUGCAGCACGGAGUCGAAUGAACGGGCGGGGGAGGAUUACGAGUGCAAGACCUGCGACAUACGGUUUCAGACGAUCGGUUUGUAUCAGGCUCACUGUCGGAAGAUGCACGAGAGCGAGGAGCAGCAGUCGCCGAAACAGGAAAGCGACCUGGAGCAGCAGGACCAGCGCAACGACUCCAUCUCCGAAGACCUCCAGAAGUUGCAGACGAUGCUGCUGCAGCUGAACGGACUGAAGUCCGGCAAGGGCAUGUGCUGCGCCGUCUGCGGCAAAGAGUGCGACUGCAGAGCAGCCUUGCACGUUCACAUGGCGACGGAGCACGGCACCAUCGGCGAGGACCCCGGGUCCUCGCCGCAGGAUAAAUCACCCGUGACGACAGUUUCCUCCUUCUGCAGCUUGUGCGGAAAAGACUAUCUCAACCAAGACGCUCUCCGAAGACACAUCGCCGAGGACCAUCAACCGGCAAUCUCGACUUCCGUUCCCCACACACCCACCACCACAGCCACGGUCACCAAUACGACACCGACCAGCCAGACGCCGACCGAGAAGAAGGUGAUGUCGAUGACGCCGACGUCGAGCUACUGCGAGAUCUGCAACAAGGAGCUGUGCAACAAGUACUUCAUGAAGACGCACAUGCAAAGGAUGCACGGUAUCGAGAUCGAGAACGGGGCCCAGAUCGGCGGAGUGAUCUGCAACAUCUGCAACAAGGAGCUGUGCAGCAAGUACUUCUUGCGUGUCCACAAGCACAACACGCACGGGAUCGUGGACGAGAACACGCCCAGCUCGACGAAGCAGGAGGCUCAAGAGCCGCCUAAUGCGGACGACGCGUUGAAGCCGGAGCAGCUCGGCGAUCUCAGUCACAGAUACUUCACGCACUUCACCGAGGUCUGUCCAAUUUGCAACAGAAGGUUUCGCAGCAUAAAGUGGCUGAAGGCUCACUUGAUGGGCGACCACGGGAAGAUGGGCAUCGACAAGUGGCGCGAGAUGGAACAGCAAUAUCAAGCUACGAAAUCCGGGAACCGUGUAUCAAACGCCUCGAAGAACGCGCAGAACUCGAAUUUGAAGAUACCAAAUGGAUUCGAUAUUCCGCAGCAGAUCAAGUCGGCGGAGUACGCCGGCCUGGGCAAUCGAGUGCUGUCGAAUUUGCUGGGAUCAUCCUCGGAGGACCAGCAGCUGAAAAGCUACCGUUGCUCUUAUUGCAAUUUCACGACGACCGUGUUGCCGUUCCUUUUCCUGCACGAGCGGUCCCACGUGAACGCUCAGGAGAGCACGGAGGUCGAGAAAUCGUUGCAGUGUCCGAUCUGCUCGCAGGGCUUUCAUCAGCCCGAGAUGCUGCAUCAACACCUGCUCACGGCGCAUCAGUUCCCCGCGCUCCUGUCUCACUUUCAACCGCCUGUUCUCGGCAACUUGGGCCUGGACAUGGAGAAGCUGGUCGAAGUCAAGGAGAAGUUCGAGCAGGAAACGAAAGACGAGCGCGCGAGGAACAGUCCGCAAGUCACUGCCAUUCAAACGAUCCCGGAAUCGAUCAGGAACCAACGACAAGAGGACACGGCGGUCCAGGUGACACCUCAAGGUGUGUACAAGUGCGCGCAGUGCGGCUACGCGACGACCAAUCUGAACAGGAUCAAGAAGCAUGUCAGGAAAGAUCACAAGGCGAUAGGCGAUCCCACGGACAGCGUGCUGGCCGAGCUGAGCAGGACGCUGAAGGACGUCGCGAACAGACACAAGAUGCCGGCCUGCUACGCGAUGCCCCAGGACAUGAACUCGAACCCGGACAAAACGAUCAUGCAGCCGUUUUUAAUCGAGGAACAGGAGAUUACGCAAUCCGGCGACGAGUCCGGCUCCGAGAAACGAUUCGCGCCGGCCUUGGUCUAUUUGCCGGUGAAAUCGCGGAUCAGCAACGCGCUGACCGCCUCCUUCACCCUGAGCCCCGCUUGAGAUCAUCGAACCGCGAUCCCCUUCGGCAUUUCCUGGACCCGUUUCUGCGUCUGCGAUUUGAGCACGUGUUAUUCGUUCCUAUUUAACGUGUAAGGUAAUAGUUAGCGAAAGUUUAUAUAUAUUUUUCAUAUACGCGGCUCCACCGGAGUCCCAUUUUAUCAAUUGUUUAGUGUACGCGUGUCUUGCUGCACCGAGAAUAGCGCGUAUACGGUGACCUCGGACGCGAAACAUGGUUUUUGAUAUUCACUAUUUAUUUAUUUACACAAAACGGCCCGCCAGACGACAGUUUCCAGCGUGGUGGACGAACAUUCUGGGAUGUGUGCUUUUCAGAAGAUUUUAUUAUUAUUAUUAUUAUUAUUACUAUUACUAUUACUAUUAUUAUUAUUAUUAUUAUUAUUACUACUACUACAUAUUCAUGCGCCUGUUUGUCCUGCUUGUUUCGUGAUCUUUCGUAACGAUGAUUAAUCGAGUGUUCGAUACAUACAUAUAUAUAUAUACAAUAAUAUAAUUUAUAGACGGCCAACAGCAGCGUCUUGGAUCGGUUCGCACUCCGACCAAUGUCGGUGGACGAUAGAAGGGUUCCGCGUUUGAAAACCACGUUGUUAAUUCUGUUCUAGUUCGGAACGUUAUAUUGUAAAUAGUUGAUGGUAUAACGUGAAAGGACGAUAGAGAAAGUUCCUAUUUUAAACGCGACGAACCUCCAAUGAGCACGCGACCGUAUCUUCUACCUGUCGGGCAACGAUAAUGUCCUUUGUUCGUUUGCAAUUCGCCUCGUAACGCCAGUUUUGCUUUUGCUCAAAUCCAGAAAUUACGUGUACGCAGGCGGGAACAAAAGGGAACGCAUGGAAGCAAAGUAGAAUACGCGAUCACUUCUUCAUUUUCGCAAUCGUGCUAGUCAAUACACAUACAUACUAUGUAGAAACGAAAGAGCGAACGAAGGGGGGGGGGGGAGAUUUAAAGAGGUAUUUAUAAAAUAUACGUAAGGUACGAUAAACGAGGAAUAGAAAAGGUGAAAACAGAGAAAAUAACCUUACGACAGAACGAGAUGAAAAAUUAUAAUUGCCGGACUGCGGAAGUUUACGACCAUUCACGCAUCUGCGAGCGGGUUAAAGGAAACUGGAAAAUCAAAUUCUAGUUGCUCCGCGAAUGGCUUCGAUAAACUCGAAAUCAAAUAAAAUCAUUCUCGCUAUUCUGCAUCGGAGCCGGUAUUUUAUGCAUAUUUUUAAAUUUUUACUGAAUAUUCUAUUCUCUCCGCUAAUAGAUGCAGCAGAUUGAAAAUAAAAUCGGUUCCAGUUGAGCUGGUAUCGAACGCUGCGAGUUAUAAAUUUCGGAAGAUUUUAAUCGAUUACAAACUGCAUAAAAUUCCGCAGUCUAGUAAUUAUUGUCGUGCGCCAGCAGCAGACUUAAUCUACGGUUACAAUAUUUAGAUAUCAACGUGCAGGGAGAAAGAGCGAGAGAGCGAGCGAGAGAGAGAGAGUGAGAGAGAGAGAGAGAAUGCAAGAGAAA
This is a messenger RNA of Megalopta genalis, 5324 nucleotides long. RefSeq lists its product as uncharacterized. NCBI's taxonomy places the organism in Eukaryota, Metazoa, Arthropoda, Insecta, Hymenoptera, Halictidae. The record is from RefSeq and is a predicted model, not a curated record.